Messenger RNA from Caenorhabditis bovis, 1206 nucleotides. The record is from the annotation of a GenBank genome assembly. NCBI's taxonomy places the organism in Eukaryota, Metazoa, Nematoda, Chromadorea, Rhabditida, Rhabditidae.
AUGUCUAGUAGUAAUCGCGAAUCGAAAUCGGAUAGCUCGUUUGGUCAAAUGCUUGAUAGUGGGAAUAAUCCAUCAAGUUCUAGACGGCCCUCAACAGCCAAUAAUGAAUGUGUGACGACGGUGGAUCCGGUGAUUCUGACGCAGCGAUGGACGAUCAGUAAUUUCGAUAGUCUUAUCAAAUUGAGUCAACCCGGUAGCUGUUUGCGUAGUACUGUAUUUAGAGACGACGCGAUUCCGGAUGCGUGUUGGCAGUUAUGCUUAUAUCCGGGCGGCAAACGCGAAGAAAACGCCAAUAAUGUGUCAUUAUUCUUGAAAAUGUCGGCGACGUCGCCAUCGAAAGAAGUGAUUCUGAAGGCCGAAUAUCGCUUCUAUUUUCUCGAUGACAAAGAAGAGCCGAAAUUCAGCAAUGUGAAUAUUGGAGAAUUUCACGCGAAGCCGCCGAAAGGUGGACAUUCGUGGGGUUUGCGGAAUAUACCGACGCAAAAAGUGCAAAAUAGUAUUAGAAGCGACAAAUCGUUGGUAAUUUCAUGCCAGAUUGAGCUUAUUCCGGAUGUUUCGAAAGUGCCUUGCCGUCGGGUUCCGAUGGUCCCAACGGUGAAAAUGCCCAUUAAUUCGUUGCCUACGAGUUGGGUCGAAUCGGAGCUUCGAAUGCUUGAAUCGGCUGAAGGCUAUGAUAUGGAAAUCGAGGCGGGAAUCGAUGAAUGCGAGAAAUUCUACGUGCAUAGCUUCAAACUGUCGGCGCAUUCGGAUGUGUUUCGACGAAUGUUCACACAUUCGGAUAUUCUAGAAACAUCGGAAAAACGCUUGCGAAUUUCCGAUUUUACACCGACUGCUGUUCGAGCGAUGCUUCAAUUCAUGUAUGGUGGUGUGAUUCGAAUGGAUCUCGAAAUUGAGGACACAAUGGAGGUAAUGCAAAUUGCAGAGAAAUAUCAAAUUGAGUCGCUGAAACGAACUUGCGAACAAUAUUUGCUUGACAGAUUGGUUGUCUCGAAUGUGCUCGAUUGUUUGGCGCAGGGUGAUACGUUCCAGUCGGUUAUUCUCACCGAGGCUUGCAUGGAAUACAUUGUCCAUCAUCGGCACAAGGUGAUGUCGAUGCCCGCUUGGAAGGCGUUCCUGCAAGCGAAGCCAUCGCUCGGAAACGAAGUGCUCGGCAAAAUUCUGAGUGUCACCGAUGUCUCGCCGCCGCUGAAAAAAUCGCGCAUUUGA